Molecule: messenger RNA, 4735 nt
Organism: Syngnathus typhle (broad-nosed pipefish)
Lineage: Eukaryota; Metazoa; Chordata; Actinopteri; Syngnathiformes; Syngnathidae
Gene: plekhg5b
Product: pleckstrin homology domain containing, family G (with RhoGef domain) member 5b
Exons: 20
Coding region: 242-3367 (1041 amino acids)
Biological process (GO): endothelial cell migration; Rho protein signal transduction
Cellular component (GO): axon; plasma membrane; endocytic vesicle
Molecular function (GO): guanyl-nucleotide exchange factor activity
Source: RefSeq, a predicted model, not a curated record
GGUGUGUGCGGUUGUCAGACUGCUGUCAUAAAGAGAACACAUCCACUGUCAUCGUUUGGGAUCAGGAAUAUCAUACAAGCAGGAAAGUUACUGGGACCGCCUCGCACGAUAAGAUCCAGUUUGAGUCAGGUCGCAACUGGAACUCUAACAUUUGCUGUAUCUUUUGGACUUUGUCAAUAUUGAUCGUUUUUUUUCACUGCAAUUCCCAAGGCUUGUCGUUCCUGGGAAGGUGCCUUUUUCUAUGGUUUGCCACCACCCUGACUGCCAAGGCCUGAAUAGCAAAAGCCCCCUACACCUGUGUGAGUCAUGUGACUCACGUUCCCACUUGGAGAAGAACGACAACAUGCACUUUGACCGGCACCCCCGAUUUGACUUACAACCUCAAGCUUCCAUCCUGGCCCGGAACGUGUCCACGCGAUCCUGCCCGCCACGCACCAGCGCCCCCUCCGACCUCGAAGAAGAAGAUGAGGGGAGCAGUGACCGUGGGGAGAAGAAAACUGGGGGUAUGAAGCUGGUGAAGAAGAAGCCAAGGAGGAGACACACUGAUGACCCCAGCAAAGAGUGCUUCAGUCUUAAGUUUGACCUCAACGUGGACAUCAACACAGAAAUAGUGCCCGCCAUGAAAAAGAAAACCCUGAGAGAGGUUCUAGGUCCAGUGUUUGAGAGGAACGGCAUCGAGCUAUCCCGUGUCGACUUGUUCUUGGAUCAGUCCAACACGCCGCUGUCCCUCAAUUUUGAGGCCUAUCGAUUUGGCGGACACUACCUCAAAGUCAAAGCACGGCCUGGCGACGAGCUAAAAGUGGAACAGGGGGUGAAGGACAUGAGGUCGCUGAGCUUGCCCAACAUGAAGCCCGCUGGGAGUCAGACCCCAUACAUCCUCACACCAGCCAAUGAGAGGGUGGAGCACGGAUCUCUGGGACGUCGCGAGGGCGCCGAUCCGUUGGGUCAGUCUCGGCGGAGGAAGAACAUGACCGAGUUUCUGGGAGAGACCAACAUUCCCACACCAGAUACGCUCGGUCAGCUCGGUGGCUCGCUGCCCGGCUCCGGUCCUGACAGUUGGAAGAACCGAGCCGCCAGCCGCUUCAGUGGCUUUUUCAGCUCCAACGCCGCAGCAGCAUCCUUCGGCAAGGAAGUGGACCGACUGGAGCAGCUUCAUAGCAAGCUGCACUCGUACACAUUAUUCGGGCUGCCCAAGGUGCCGCGGCUGCUCUCCUUCCACCAGGACUCCUGGGAGGAGGAGGACGAGCAGGAGCCCGACUUGGUCCUGGAAGACAGCUGGCGGAUGUUACUGGACAAUGCUGAGACUUUGACACGGAGACAGUUUCACCAACAGGAGGCAAUAUGGGAGCUGCUGCACACAGAAGCCACCUACAUUAAAAAACUCCGAGUCAUCACUGAUCUCUUCCUCUGCGGCCUGCUCAACCUUCAGGAGAGUGGCCUGCUCACCGAAGUGGAACCCCAGCGGCUCUUCAGCAACAUCCAGGAGAUAGUGCGUCUGCACACGGCCUUCUGGAACCAAGUCAUGCUCCCCCUGUUAGACAAAGCCAGGCAGGCGCGGGCUCUUCUCGACCCCACCGACCUUGAGCACGGAUUCAGGACGUUCGCCUCCAGGUUCAAACCUUACAUCCGCUACUGCAUGGAGGAGGAAAACUGCAUGGAGAACAUGCGAGCACUUCUCAGGGACAAUGAACUCUUCAGGACCUAUGUUACGUGGGCAGAGACGCACAAGCAGUGCAAUCGUCUGAAAUUGGCAGACAUGUUAGCAAAACCUCAUCAGCGGCUGACCAAAUAUCCCCUCCUGCUCAAGAGCGUGCUCAAGAAGACGGAUGAGCCCAACGACCGAGAUGUCAUCGGCAGCAUGGUGGCCUCGGUGGAGGGCUUCAUCGACAGCAUCAACUCCCACAUGCGUCAGCGUCAGGAGCAGCAGAGGCUGGCCACCACAUGUGCCCGCAUCGACUCCUACGAGGCAGUAGAGGGCAGUAGCGAGGAGGUGGAGAAGAUCCUCAAGGAGUUCAACCACUUUGACCUCAUGGCUCCCAUGAGAGGAACGUCUCCCGAGGAGACUCGGCAGCUUCACCUGGAGGGCGCUCUAAGGAUGAAGGAGGGCAAAGACAGCCGGAUGGACGUCUACUGCUUCCUUUUCACUGACAUGCUCCUCAUCACAAAGCCCGUGAAGAGAGUUGAGAAGGUCAAAGUCAUCCGGCAGCCUCUCCUCAUCCACAACGUCGUCUGCAAGGAGCUGAAAGACACAGGAUCCUUCAUCCUCAUCUACCUCAAUGAGUUCAGGAGCGCUGUGGCUGCCUACACCUUCCAAGCCAACAGCGCCCCCCAGGGGAGAAGCUGGAUUGAGGCAAUCUGCAACGUCCAGAACCAACUCCAGAGGCUCCGCAACGAGGAAGUGAUUCGACUGCAGAAUUCUCAGACGAGUUGCACGGAGGCUGAAGAAGAGCGAGAUGAGGAAGACGAGAGCAGCAACUCCAACGCGAGUUCCCCGUGUCUGAGGCACAAAGAUGAGCAUGACUUAAGUCAAUCAGAUGGUUCCACUGAGACGUUGUCAGUGAUGGAUGUCGAUGAGCCGGCCGAAUCGCAAACACCUUCUGCCGCUAUCGUUAGCCUCGAGGGACACAGCAAUGUAGCCGAUAGUGUCUCUGCCCUGUCGGACGUUGAGCGGCCCACAGCUCUUCACAGGACCAGCUCCGCCGUUUACUCUGAGGUGGAUCAGGAGCCGGAUCCCGAGGGCGACGAGCUUGACCCUCAGUGUCGCUCUCUGUCCAUGGACAGCGCCUACGGUACACUCUCCCCGGAGUCACUCCUCAGGGAACUUCAGCCCCCGCAAAGUGAAGAAGAUGGCACAGAGGAGGCAGAAGAGGAAGAUGAAGAAGAGGAGGAUUCUGCUUCGCUUGGCUCGCAAUUGUCAGUGGUCCAGCCGUGCAAACCUCGUCGACGUCCUCAUGUGCAGUCAAGAGUCCACUGCCUCCAGAACGUGUCCACUCUGGUCUUAUCGCGCUCCGAGGACAACCUUCUGCAGCGCCUCCACGCCAAAACGGCGCCCUCGCUCAACAGCGCUGAGCCGUCGCCAACGGACGCGGCCUCACUGGUGCACAGCAAGAGCUUGUCGGAGCUCGGGAGUAAGGACGCCGACUUCCCAGAGGAUCCCCGCUGCGCUGUCCUCAAAGAGGGCGGUCCUUGCGUCGCAGACGUAGAAGCUAAGAGGAAGUCGGAUCCGACUGGCUGCAAUUCGGGAGAAAUUUUGCCCAUAGCAAGGAAAUCGCCGGUGCAGCAGCACCAAAAACUGACGCUAGCAGAGCUUUAUCGAAUACGCACCACUUUGGUCCUCAACUCCACGCUUACCGCAUCAGAGGUGUAACCACCAACUUGACUUUCUUCCCGGAGACAUGACUGCACUCUGUCUUGUUAAUAACCCCCCCCCCCCCACACACCUCCUCUCUUUCUCAACGCCGCUCCGGGCAGCCGAUGCACGUGGUCAACAACAACAAGCACCGCUACGGUCGUCCCCCGGGAGCCUGCAGCCGAGAGACUCCUUCACUGCUUGCACUUUGCAGAGGACGUAGCACCACAAGGGGGCGCCACUGACCUUUCACUAGAGAACGUGAGGGGUCGUCCGCACCUCUUGAACAAGACCCAGAGUGGGUGUUGUUGAGACUUUUUGAUGUGCUUCAACAAGAGGAAAGGUAAUUGCACAUUUGUAAAGGAAAACAAGAAGAGUCACUAGGGAGUAAAACUACAUUUGUGUUUGAAUCAUCAAUGACCAAAAGUGGACCAAGCAACCAAAGACAUUUUUUCAGAAUUAUUUUCUCUUGGUUAGCGUUCUUGCUUCUAGUUUUGGUUGAUUUUCUUGCCCAGUAAGGUGCGGGGGGGAGCUAGACCAUGACCAGAACGGGAGUGACUGUUGAGGGCUUUGCUGCACUACGACGUAUUGCAACACACACGACCUCUUCUUGCCGGUCGUGUUUUUGCUUUUGUAGCAAGAUUGGGAAAAAAAUUGUUUGGAAGAGGAUGUCGAAUAUUACGAGUAUAUUACGCCAAUUCUUCCCAGGAGAUAAAACACUUUAACACUUAGCUUUCCAAACAAAGAUUUUGUCUGUUUACUUUUGUUUUGUUAAUGUUGAAUAUUUAUUUUGUACAAAGGAGCAUGAAUGUCUCACUGAAGAGAAAAAAAAAUGCUGUUCUGAAAGGGCAAAGUUACAAGAUUACAGUUGUAAUGCCAUGAGAAAAAGGUAAAAUAUUAAGGGAAUGAAGGUGUAAAUGUAAGAGAUUAAGUUAAUCUGAAACCCAAACUAUGUUGAUAAUAAAAUAAUUUACAAGAAAGAAAUUGCAAAAAUAGUUUCAUCCCAGGAAAAAAAACAUUUUGUAUUAUUGAUCACAGUUCUUUUGAGAGAGAAUAUAUAUUUUCUUUCACAAGUCCAAUUCGGGCCUUUUCCUUUGUUUCAAUGGGAAUUUAUAUGUAGUGAUAUGAUUUCAUUCUGAUAUUGUAACGUUUUUUUUUUCCCUCUCCAAUGUGGUCAAUAUGCUUCUUUGUUAUUUUGCUUAUGUAUAAAUAUAAAUAAGAUGUUGUUAAUAUUGUUGUGCUUCCAAUAUUUGUACAUUAUUUUUUGUUGACGUAGUCUAAAAAUGAGUUUUCUUGUCGGCCACCAAUGUGCUGCCAACUGAAAUCAUGUGUUUCCUGACUUAAAAAGUGUCUUACGGAAUAAAAAAAAAAAGAAUGCAAACGUGU